Messenger RNA from Caenorhabditis remanei, 939 nucleotides. RefSeq lists its product as uncharacterized. Lineage: Eukaryota; Metazoa; Nematoda; Chromadorea; Rhabditida; Rhabditidae. The record is from RefSeq and is a predicted model, not a curated record. The transcript is spliced from 4 exons. The coding region runs from base 1 to 939 and encodes 312 amino acids.
AUGCCCGACGCUUCUGAAUCGAAAUCCUUCACUAUCUAUGUGAAAAUCGCCCAGCUUAUUGCUCAGUUUGGAUUCUUCUCUACCACUUUCUUCUGUUACAUUCUAAUAUUUCUUACUGUUUUUGGGAUAUCCAGAAGUUUUGGAAGUUAUAAAUAUCUACUAAUUCUCUUCCCAACAGUUGGUAUAUUUUUCGCAACGAUAGAGCUGAUUCUUUAUCCGAAUGUGUAUUCUCACAAUGCUGGUUAUGUCUUCUAUAGUACCAGUCGCCCAUUUGGAAUGAGUCAAGACACUGUAACCUUCUGUUUGUGCUUUUACACGGGAGUCUACGCAUCCACCAUUUCCAUGCUAUCGGUUCAAUUUUUAUAUCGAUACUGGGCGAUUUUUGACUCUGAUAUGCUUCAAAAACUCAAUCUCGACAUAUCUGAGGUUUCGGGUGUAGCCGUCGUUGCCUAUGACGCUACCGGUUCUAUCCGAUGGUUUAAUAUUUCGUCGACAACUACCAUGACAUGUAUCAUGGCUAUCCAGUAUACUGUAAUCAUCUAUUGUGCUAUUUUUAUGUAUAUUGGCAUGGAGGAAAAGCUUCAAAUGCUCUCAAUUUCAUUGAGAAACCUACACAAGCAAUUUUUCAAGACUCUUAUUCUCCAGAUUGUGACGCCCACUAUAACUCUGUUUUCUCCUGUGAUGCUUAUAAUCUACCUUCCUCUACUAGAUCUAGAGUGUGAUCUACCAACUGGAAUAUUCCUCUGCGCCUUCACAUUGUACCCAGCAAUGGAUGCUAUCAUUGUUAUGUAUAUCGUUGCAGACUACAAAAAAGCUGCAAAAAAACUCAUCAUUCAGUUUUUGGAUAAAUGUAAACAGUUAUUGAGUACCGUGGAAACAGAGCCAAGUACAAAUCAGACAGGAUCGAAGAAUGUGAAUUCUCCAACUGUUAUGAACUAA